Messenger RNA from Ornithodoros turicata, 693 nucleotides. RefSeq lists its product as uncharacterized. Gene Ontology annotation, molecular function: aspartic-type endopeptidase activity. Lineage: Eukaryota; Metazoa; Arthropoda; Arachnida; Ixodida; Argasidae. Gene Ontology annotation, biological process: proteolysis. The record is from RefSeq and is a predicted model, not a curated record. Bases 1 to 693 code for a protein of 230 amino acids. The transcript has a single exon.
AUGGCGACCAAUGGUCCAUCCUCCCAGUCCAGUCGCCUAUUCUGUAUACGGGACAAAACAUCAGCCCGCCGCUUCCUUGUGGACACCGGCGCGGAGGUGAGCGUAUUGCCAGCGAGCGGAAACGAACGCCGACAGCCACCUCUCUUCCACCUCACCGCUGUUAACGGAUCUAAGAUCCCCGUGUACGGUCAACGCUCCCUCACGUUGAACCUGUGUCUCCGCCGUGUGUUCCGUUGGCUCUUCCUGGUUGCGGCUGUCUCUCACCCCAUUCUCGGCGCAGACUUUCUUAAUAACCAUCAGCUGCUCGUCGAUAUGCGCAACCACCGACUCAUUGACUCUGCCACCAGCCUCACUGUCUCCGGAAUACGAUCGUCCCAUCAGUCUCUGGGCGUGUCAGUCUUCCAAGCUGACGGUAAUCCCUACCUUGCCGUCCUCAAUGAGUUCCCUCAACUCACGCGCCCACCAGAUUGGUCGAAGCCUGUCCCGCACAGUGUGGUUCACCACAUCGAGACAAAAGGUCCUCCCGUCUUCUGCCGCCCCCGUAGACUACCGCCGGAGAAGCUGAAAAUUGCGAAGGACGAAUUUGACCACAUGUUGGAAAUGGGCAUUAUUCGUCCAUCAUCAAGCAGCUGGGCCUCUGCUCUCCACAUGGUCCCAAAGAAAACCGGUGACUGGCGGCCAUGUGGGGACUAA